GACGGCAGCGCGCGCGCGCGAGAGAGAGAGAGAGAAAGAGAGAGAUCGGCCGACGAGGAGCGAGGGGGAUGGAGCGGAGCGUAUAGUCGCAGGAAGGCCGCGGUAGUCUUUCUCGGCUGGCUAGGUGAGAUAAGGACGAGGCAGACAAACGGACUGACGAAGGUGCCUGAGGUAGGGAUACUCAGUCUCGCGGCCACGUGCUACACGAGCGCACGCCCCGAGCCGGCCGGCGGUCCAGCCAGCCAGCCAGCCAUCCAGCCAUCCACAGCCAGCUACGACGUCGUCCUCUUCUUCUUCGUUCUCGUAUCAAUCCGCGCGCGAAACUUCCUCCCGUCCAUUCGUCCUCUCUCGCCGUCCGUUUCCCGUUUUUUUCCCUUUUUUUUUUCGUUCAGACGGAACUGUCGAAAAGUCGCGCGCGAUCGGUGGUGGUUGGUUCUUCGGCAUGCUCCGGGAGGAGUGUCACGCGCGCAGUGAUCUCGCGAGGAGAGACAUCGGAGGGACACGUAUAGGGGCUGCUGUGAUUGUCCGCGCGGAGGGCGAUAUCCUCGUACUGUGAUUCUUCCAUCCGACGGGUGACACGUUCGCGUUUCUCUCUCCCUUUCUCCCGUCGGAGGAUAUUUCCGACACGAGUGUAUGUGUGUAACCGCACCGUAGGUUUAUAGAGAUCAGAGAGUUUUGGUGUUACCCGCGACGUAAUCGCGGCUGAGGACGAGCGCGUACUGUUUGACAACACAACGCCAGUGCGUGGAUGAGGAACGUGCGUCGAUGUGCUUCUUCUGGUGCCGGAUAAGGGCGAGCGGCGAUGACGCGUGCUGUCACGGCGCUGACUGACAUGCGUCCGUAGACGUGCGACGGUGCGGAAAAUUGGAGGAGGGUUUGACGCGGAAGUGCAUCGAGAGAGGCAGAGGAGUAAACGGAAGAGACUCGGUGCAGGAUAUCGCGCAGCUCCGGAAGUCACGCAUCGCGCGUGAACGUUUUCAGCGACAAUCGCGACGGCGGCACGCGAGAAGCACGCAAAAUGUUGGCUCGCUACGUCAAGCGGAAAGAGGGUAGGUCGCGUCACAGGCCAGGACGGCUGACACCGAGGGACUAAAGCACGUCGAAUGGAUGUGGGUGAUCUGUCAGGCCCGGCAGGAUUGGUAGGGAGCGGAUCCAUCUCGGUUGCGACGGGUGUUGGUAUUAUUGCCAACGCGACAUCCGCCACCCCAGGGUGGUGGACGCCUACGUCGACGAUCACAUCGGCAGCGGCCAACACCGACGUGAUGAAUCAGCUCUGCAGGGUUUGCGGAGAGCCGGCCGCGGGUUUUCACUUCGGGGCCUUCACGUGCGAAGGCUGCAAGUCCUUCUUCGGGCGCACCUACAACAAUCUGGGCAGCAUUUCCGAAUGCAAGAACGGCGGUGUCUGCGUGAUCAAUAAGAAGAAUCGUACCGCCUGCAAGGCAUGUCGCUUACGGAAGUGCCUAAUGGUGGGCAUGUCCAAGUCCGGCUCGCGUUACGGUCGGCGAUCCAAUUGGUUCAAGAUACACUGCCUGCUGCAGGAGCAAUCCCAGCAAGCGCAAAAUCGCCUGAUCAAGGAUCCGAAGUCCGCGUAUGAGAAAGCGUUCGGCUCGCUAGACGCCGCGAACAACAACAACAACAAUAACAACACCGAGAACGCCAGCAACACCAGCGCCAGCAGCAUCGUCGGCAUCGUCACCACGGCGACCACCACGGCGAACAGUUACCAUCAUCACCUGCACCAUCAUCACCAUCCGGACCGAUUGCCCAAGCGGGAGGACGGGGCGCUCAGGCCACCGGAUAUCCCGGUGCAGCUGAGGUCACCGGACAUCCCGCCGAGAAGCAGCCAGGAAGCGAUUCUGAGGCCUGCCGAUCUCCCGAGGACUCCGCACGAGAUGCUCAGGCCCGAAGUCUCGAGGUUCCCCAUGUGGCGGGGCCCGCCGUUGUUUCAUCCCGCGCUCACGCACAUGCAGCUGCUGAACACGCCGUUCUUCCCGUUUCAGCAGCGCUUCAUCGUACCUUACGUGAAUCAAGUGGGCCCACCGCAGAUGGCGACCAGCCUGUCGAGUUCGUCCAGCGAGAGCGUCAGCCCGCGAUCAACCCCGUCGCCGACGAAGAGAAGCGAGGAAAACCGAGAGUGUCGCGAAAUCGACCGCGACACCGCCGAGCGAGACCGUUGCCCGAGGGCGAAUUCGAUAGAGGUCGCGUACGACAAGAAUCUAACGUUCUUGCGAUCUCUCGGGCCGGAGCAGGACGAGCCGAUGGACCUCAGUAUGAAGGACACGCAGACGGACGGCGGGCAGGAGAUGGACGCUGGCAGCCUGGCGGAGGAGGAGGAGAAGUCGAGCAACAGCGAGGAGAAUGAGCUUCUGCAAGACACCGGACCGCCCUUGGACCUCACCCGGAAGACAUGACCUCGGAUAUCAAAUGGUGCUCACUAACUGCUCAACGAGAACACUCGAUCCGAUCGUGAAAGGAUCGUUGCCAAUGUUGCCCCGAAAUCCGCGUGGAUGAUGGGGCAGUGUCGCCGAGCAAUUUACCGAAGGAGAAGCUGACGACGAUCGAGGCCGCCCUUUCCUGCGGCACGGUCGUAGGAAAAGACUGGAUAGAAAAAGAUGGAUGGGAAAAUAACGAAGAAGACGAAGUAAGAGGAGGAGGAGGAGGAGGAGGAGGAGGAAGAGGAGGCAGAAAAAGAAAAUACGGUGAAGAAGAGAAUGGAGAAGAACGCGCGAAUCACACGAGAUGCGGAGAGGGUGAGAGAAGGUACAGUUACAUCGUAAUAACGCGGAGCGAGAAGCACGGCCGGGUGUCAAAGGUGCCUCGGCGCAAGAAACGAGAAGGCGACUCAUGGGGGAAAGAAGAGGAGUAGCCGAAUACGAUUACGUAUGGAACGACACGAGAGGGAAAAGCAGAAGGAGGAGGGAGAGAGCGCGUCGAAGGAGAGGAAGAGAGGAAGGCGAAGACGAGAGUAGAGGAGGAGGAGGAGGAGGAGGAGGAAGAGGAGGAGAAGAAGAAGUGCCGCGCGCGUAGCCAGCCGGCAUAAACGGCUUUACGAUCGGCGAUCCGUCCGAUCGAUGAAAAUUGCUCAAGCCGCUCGGUAUUAGCCGACACACGAGUCCCUUUUGCCCGGUCGUACCCCGACGGCAGGUGCACAUUGACGAAGCAACCGAGAAUAUAUCUCUCGUCGUAGAAACGUACGACGGACGUAUCGUGCCUUAGCGAAGCUGGGCGUAUCGGACUAUGCGCGACUCGCGAUUCCGCUCAUUCGUCUCUAUGGGGUAUCGUGCACAUUGUGGACGGGAUAGAUUCGUCGCGUUCGUCAUUCGUCAUUCAUCGUUCGCACUGAUCUCUGGUGGAACCAGCGGAGCGAUAUAUCGACGAGGCCGUAGGCUGGGAUGGGGCGUGAAAUCCUUGCAUCAAUCAAUUCAUCCGUUUGUGUAUAUUCGUUCGUGUAUAGAGCUGCGCUAUGCGAACAAACGAAGCCACGCAUCGCGAAUCACGAGUAUGGGAGGGUUCACGCCGGCGAACCGGCGAAUUUCCACUGCCGGGAAUUCACGUACCGCGAAUCACGAGUCACGAAUCGCGCAUGUCGCGGCGCCAGCUCGAAGCGGUGCCUUUAAAAAAUAACGGCGGUAGGAAGCUGUACCGCCGGUGAUAGUUUAACGAUAUGUAACCGUUUGCCGUUUGCGUGGCGACAACGCACGGCACGUUGGAUGGCCAGUGAGUGUAAACUUUCGCGCGUAACUAUUAUUAUCGCGACGCCGACGAACGCGUUCGGGACCCGGACUCUCGCCGAUCCCUGCGUUCGCGUCGAUCCCCCCCUGUCCCCCCCCCCCAAAAAAAUAAGCAAAAUUGACGGCGACGCGAGAGAUCGAACGAUGAUCCGGGCGCCCAAUAAAUUGUGAUUCUGCGAAUUCCAAGUGCUCUUAGUAGUUAUAAUGUAACUUAUGUAUAUUUUUUUUUUCCUCGAGAGUUCGCCCCGUCGGACGAACAAGGAUCACGUCGAACCGUUUCCGAAAACGCUCUGAUCGUGCCGAUCGUCCGCGGUGGGAUCAUCCGCAGUUGCGCUCAAGUACAAAAAGGAAAAAAAAAAAAGAGAGAGAAAAGAACGAGAGGAGAGGGAGACACGCGGGAGGUGCGGUGGCCACGAUCGGACGAUACGCGCGAGGCAUGGGCAUCGUUUGUGUGUUCCGAGUCGAGAGAGGAGAGUACGAAGUGAAAUAAAGAAUAUUGUAUACUUACAAACCUGUGUGUAUGUCGAUGUGUGCGUGCGAGACACCUUGAUCGCCGUUCAUUAAAUAUCCCUCCACUCGCUCAUCGAUCCUCCCGAUCUUACGUUCCUAACGCGAGACGGUAUUCGAUUACUUUCGUCUCGCGCGUCUUUCACAUUCCACGCCGCGCGCGCGCGUUAUAAUAUUAUACGCCGUGCGCGCGCGCGCGCGAGCGCGUAUCAUCGUAUCUGCGAUGUUAUUUAUCUAGCAAUAAAUUUGUCCGCCUUUGAUAUACUACGCAAAACACGUUUUCCCGAUAGUUUCACGCCGACGCGACGCGACGCCGCGGGAAGAAUGAUGCGACUCUCCCCGUCCCCCCCGAGUCGCGAGGACGUCGAAAACGCCUGACAAUAAAUUUUCUUAAAAGUUCAGCAAUAAACACGCGAGUAUAUCGAUCGUAAGGUUUCUCCCCCUAGGGUCGUUUGACCGGGUCAGCUCCGCGCGCGCGCGCGCGGGGGAGAAAAAAUCGACUCUCCGCAGAGGAGACGGCGAGCGAGACGAGCGCGCGAAUGACGUACCGGGAAGUGCGUACUUCUCGUACGCGGAAGUUUUAUUGCUAAUUACAUUAUACUCUUCGAAAUCGAGAUGGUUUCCCGUCGGCGCGUAAUAUUUCGCGCGCGCGCGCGCGCGCGGAACGAAGAUCCCCGGUAAUUUAUGAAUAUCCGCGCCGCCAUCCUCGAGGAUCCUCGAGGUGCCGCAAUUCUCUCGAGAGAAAGAGAGAUCACGGCCGGAAUUUACGUUUUGCGACACGACCCGUCCGUAGAGAUUUGUCUUGAAGGAAAGUUUUCGUCCGUUUUAGAACGCGACCUCCUUUUCGCGAGCACAUUAACGCAUUCUUCAUCAACUGUGCUAUUAUUAGCUAUUUUACUAGUGAGACGCGUACGUGGCAACCUCGUGCCUCAUCAAGAGUACAAAUAUUUCGAUUAUCUAAAUACGGUUUCACAAUUGCGAAUGCACUCGGCUUCGUUGGAGGCAGAGCUACUUCGUAUUAUUAUUAUUACGUCGAGCGCUUCGAAUUUCAGAAAACUGCAAACUGCACAGCAACGUAUCCGCCGUGGUAUUAAUACGCUGUUUGAUUUAUGCAUGGCCUCCGUGGCUCUUUGCGAGUAUUUGCAAAAGAUACUUCUCCAAGUUAGACUAGAACGUAAUAUGCCUGGCAACAUAAAUUGUGCAACGCGGAACGUGCGCAAGUUCGCAAAAUCGUGUUUGCGGCGGCGCGCAAGCCCCGGCACACGAGAUCUCUGUCAAUAUUCUCGCGAGCAAAAUGGCCUUCCCCGUGCUGGGGCACUCAAAUAGCGCUUCGCACAUAUUGCGAGCAUGUUUUCGCAUAUAUAUAACCAGCGAGCGGCUGAGAAAAGACGAUUCGUGUUUUCCGUCGCGCGAGGUAAUUAGUACCGAAGUUAUGAAUCCCUUAACAGGAAAACGCAUCAUCUCUAAUUAGAGUAUUCCAAAGUGUUUCUUCGUUGCCGCGAGGAUAUAAUAAAUCCAAUUAUAGCAAUUCGUGCAUUAACAUAUGGUACAAACGUAUAUGGACGUGUGCAGACAAAAAAUUAGCUUCAGAUUUACAAUCAUUGUCUUAUAAGAUGUAAAAUAAAGUCUUUUUCAAAUGAUUUUCUUGAACAUACAUAAUUUGCUCACAUGAAGAAAUUUAGUAUAGUUUCGUCGAGAAAAAUACAAGACAAGAGUAACAAUAUCUUGAAACCAAGAAUUAAACUUUUUUUAAUACCAUUAUUAUUAAAAUAAUAACAUUAUGCUCUUAAGAUGCAUGACCAUUAUUAUAUUAAAAUUUGAAAUUAAAAUCAUCUCGUUAAAGAAGUUUCUUUUAUAUGCUUGCUCAUGUACGGGACAAUGAUUGUCAAGUUGGUAUUAACUUUUUCCCUGUAUGUAGAAUCUUUCUCAUGUCGUUUUCUGAACGCGAUACGAUCUCAAAAGAGACAUCGCGUUUCGACAGUAACGAAUUGCACGAUGCGGGUGAUUGCUUUUUAAUUUAACGAGCACUUUCAUUCUUCUCGUUUCGAUUUCGGGCAUUUAGCCCUUCAAUUCGCCGCGCUGUUACCGGCACCGGGACCCCGUUAUACGCGAUAUUAACUAACGCAAUGAUUCGCGCGGCGGUUACAAUUAUUAUCAUUACGCAUUUAAUAACGAGUCGAGCCGCGGGUUAUCGUUAGCCCGGGAUUCCCUUCGCGUACAGCAGCACGCCACGAGCGAGCUACGUUUGCGAAGGUACCUUUCAACGGUAGUCGCUACUCGAGAGUCGCGUUUCCGCAUUUCGAUCUCUCCGCAGGGCCUCCUCCGACGUACACGCGCGCGAGAAUUCGCGAGCGACGCGCGAGUAAUGCGUGGUACCGGCGGGCAUAUUGCACGCAUCUACGCCAACGUGAGGUGUUCACCUGCGUGCACCUGCGUUCACUCGCGUUCACGCUCGUAACCUCGCGACUGUAAAACGCCCCGAGUGGAUAAGACUGCCGCUUGUUGACUUAGGCGGGACAAGAGAGACCACUCGAUGUUCUGAUGUACCCGCGGGGCACUUCCUGUCGGAUACCCCGAUUCAGGGGUAUUCUGACGGACGGGUUACGGGGUACGCCAAGGAAUAAGUACGAGGAACGAUAUGUGUCACAAGUGGCUGCUCCAACCUCAUCGAACGAUUUUAUAUCGCGCAAUGAUCGCGCAUUCUGUAUGUCUUGAUACGCAUUUGCGGCUUGGUCACAGAAAACACGAAAAUUUAAUUUGUUCUGAAAGUCCACUUCAAAUUUGCAAUCAAAGUAUAGUGGACAUAAAAAAUUGUAAAAAGGAAAUGAUAGGUGAGAAUAAUUGUACCAUUUAAGUCAUUUGGUUGAGAUCCUCUUGAGUGUACAUUUUUCAAUCGAUUUGGUUUUUUGAAAUUGUUAACUUUUUAAAUCUUUCAAUUUUUCCAAUCUAAUCUUUAAUUAAAAGUAUUAAGAUGGAAUUUUUUACAUUGCUUUCACAUGCAAGAUUAAAUUCGCAAACGUAAUAAAAUAAUUAAAUUAAAAUAUACUCGAUUUAUGUCAUACUUAACUUGCAUUUUUUCCGUCAUGAUAAAUGUUUAGAAAUGUCACUUGUGUGCUACAACAAUAACGUAAUAGCAAUAAAAUGUUUUUCUCUUAAACCUGAUUUAAAAAAAAAGAAAAGGUAAUUAUCGGAGUAAUUAUCACAGAUAAAAUAUUUGCCACAUGUCUAGUCGGACAAAAUUUGUCAAAAUAAAGAAUCAUCAGGAAAUUUCUAACAGCUACGGGCGAUCGGUUUAAAAUGUUUAGUAUCGAAAAGAGCGCGGAGUGCAUAUGUAAAUCAUUAAUCAUGUCUAUCGGGCUGACACUGUCGAAGAAUUCGAUCAUUUAAUCAUUUUGACACCUUGUCGAACAUAAUGUCCGAGGAUAUUCGUCAUUCAAUCGUCCUUAAAGCUAUGUUAAUUCCUGCUCUAACUUUUUUUUUUAUAAAUUUUUAUGUCUUCUCACAUCUCGGGUGCUAUUCACUCUGCUCAUACACACAUUUCUUCAUUCAUUUUUCUGACACUAAUCAUUCUGAAGACGCGUCUCUCCGGGGCUUCGGUAAAGAUGGUUCUCUUUUAUUAGGUGUAACAGGAUACAGUAAUAGUGUAUUUAACGCGAUGGCACAUCGCAAGGAUCGACAUUAAUGUCAACCGUUUUUAUUUCCGCACGCAAAACAUCAUCGAAGCCUUACACUCUCUGCACACAAAGUUUUCCGCACCGCAGAGUUAUUUUUAUAUCAUUGAAUAAUUUUGUAACAGUCUUUUACGCCGUAUAUCUUCCGAGCCAUAAACGUUUUUCAGGCACGUUUUUGCAAUGCGUUAUUUAUUCGCCGCUGAUGUACGCAACGACGUUAUAAAUUAAUCUAUUUAUCUAUUAAUUUGUCUAUUCGUACGAGACCUCUCUAUCUUUCCGUAUUAAUUAGGCGUUUAAUUAUUUUUGGUACGACGCGUUGCCGCAUUGUGGAGCGUCCCGGUGUAUUCUGCAAGCAUUGAAAUUUUAAUUUGUUUUUUCAACAAUUCUUGCGCCAUCCUGAUAUAUCCUUUGUCGCAUGAAUCCUUCUCAGAUGUGCCGUUUUAUUGCUGAUGAUGGCAAGUCGGACCGUCUCUUUCCCAUUCGCACCUGCCGAGCAAUCGGGGUGUUACAGACGUGUCAAAAUAGGUCCUGUCUCGAGGACACAGUCUCGUGUCGCCAGACGUCUAAAAAUCACAUCAUUACGCGAUCGUCCGCGAAGAAGAGAGAGAGAGAGAGAGACGCACCUGACUUUUUUAUCCUCCCAACUUGAGAACCGUUCAAUCUCCACGAGACGUCUCUCGGAUUAUGAGAGAGUAUGCGGCAUAAUGGCGUACUUGCCUAUUGCCGAGCGUUCUUUUUUCUCCCCUCUUUCGUUUCUCUCGUGUCUUCUAGAUGAGUUACGUAAGUAACCGACGAGGAAACCGUGUGACAGGAUUCUCCAAUUCCUCCGUCUUGUCAUAAAUUAAUAAAACUCUUUCCUCUUUCUCUCCCUUUCUCUGUACGAGAGUGAGAGAGGCAGAAAAAUGGAGUAACCAGAAGGAAGCGAGAGACAGACGGACAGACAGACAUAGAGGGACAGAGGGCGAGAGGGACGGAGUGACGAAGGAGCGAGCCCGGAAGAGAAGCAGGACCGGUUGCUUGUUCAUUGACGGGGCGAAGGCCCGCUCGUGAAUGGUAGUGGACACACUCGCGAGCCAAGAAUAGGAUUCACCUCUUGGCGGUCUCGAAUUUUUCUGCAUCUCGCACAUGAACUCGCGCCACGGCCGGCCGUGUCACGUCGCAUCUCCGUCCUUCCUUCCCCGCCUCCUCCCCAACGCCUCUCCGCCGGAGAGAGAGAGAGAGACGUGGCUGUAGUUCAGCGACGCUGAUUAAUGCGCGGAUGCCGAGGACAAUCUUGAUCGUGUCGUGACGGGCAAUCAGCUUCACCGCUUGCCUUGAUUUCCGGCAGUACCCGUCACAGCGUCCGACAAACUCGCGAUUGUUUCUGGUGCGAUUUCCCUGAAGGAGUUCGCGCUUUCCCACAUCACACUGAGAUGGAAAUAAUUUGAUUGAUAAAAUUAUGAUUAAUCCAUUAGACGUUUACCGGGACCGAGCUAUUCGCACAGGCGUCGUGGUCUUUUAAUAUUGAACAAUGACGGUCGAGAGCCUUCGCAUUUCGAGAGCCAUUUAUAACGGUAGUAGCCUGAUGGAACGCGUCUAUGAGUAGCCGUUAAAAGUAUAAUAAAUUUCGUCAGAAAGAUGUGUUUUUAUUUCGGUCGAUUUAAUAUUCAAGCCCUGCGAAAUUCCAAGCGUGUUUCUAUUCACCUUCGGUCCUUUUAAUGGCCGAGCGAUGUCACGGCCGUUGAAGGACACGGCGACGUCGACUGAUGAUCCUCCCCGCGGAAGUCUGGAAGAAUCGUCCGCUCCGAUCCGAAUGUUCACGCUGGUUGUUGCUUAUAUUUAAAAAGCUGGUCAGGAACAUUAUGCGUACACCUAUCAAAAAGUUAUAUUGAUCAUUUCGCGACGGUAAAAUAUUACGUCGCGUCGCGACUCUUUGGCUCACCAAAAGCGGAAGAAUCUCAAUGAACGGCGAAGUACUUUUACCCCUGCGGACAAUAGAGCAUCGUACCGCGCAUUAAUGUCCAGGUCAUGUGUGCGCCACGUAGGUAGACAGGUAGUCGGAGGGCAGGAGGAAAGAAGAAGAAGAAACCAAAGGACGGCAAGAAGAAGAAGAAGAAGAAGAAGUAAACGCAGGUCGUAGCUGGCGAAGGUAGCACGAUACACACUAAGGUCGGCAGAUGCGCGGUACGAAUGUAAGAGGGGCCAUUACGCGCGAGUGCGUGAGGUAAAGAGGUUUACUACACCUGUGGCCUGUGGGCUUGGCCGGGCACGCGAGAGAGAGACAGAGAGACAGAGAAGAAGAAGAAGACUAAGAAGAAGAAGAGCGGGAGAGAAAGCCGGCCGCGAGAGAAGACAGAGAGGAGAGACGGCGUAGGGAGGAAAGGGAACGAAGAGAGGUGAGAGCAACAGAGGAGAGGACACGCUUAAGGUUGACAAUCCGGGGUCACUGAGCGAAGCUAUCCGUGCUCCCUCCGAUUGGUCGCCGGGAAAUUCAUAAUACGUUUUUCAUAUAUGUCGGAGAGCCCUGGCUGGCGUUGCACCGGCCGGGGGUAGGGUCGAGAGUCGAGUCGACUCUCCCGAGUCAAGACGAGUCGAGUUGAGCCGAGUCCGGUCGAGUCUCGAGCGUUUCGCCGGACGUUUACGAGCGUUUGACCCUAAGUGUACGGUGGGAGCGCGGGAAGUAGAGGAGGCGGAAGAGAGUAGACGGGGCGAUGGAGAGAAAGGGAGAAGUCGCUCUCUUGCCGCGGUCCUGCUAAUUGGGUACGUUGCGCACGCAUCGUCGUAAGAGGAUCCUUGAGUGGACGUAAACCCAAUAUCGCCGCCGUGUAUGAGAAAGGGAUGCGUCGUUCCCGAAGCCGACGCGACGGCACUGCUCCUCUAAUGGGCGAUUCGGCGUGACGCGUUGCCGCACCAACGCAAUGUCGGUUUGCCGUUGGUUGUCGAUCGGUCACCACCGUCGCCACCGUGGACGAAGAGUCGCCUGGCCUCGGAUAGAAAUCGCAUAUCUUUCUACAAACGUAUCGCCGAUCAAAUCUAGAAAGAUGACUGCGAGAAUAGGUGUUAGAUAUUUAUAGCGUUCGUGUAACGAGGCAUCUCGAUACUUUCAUUUAUUCAGUAACGAAUGCCACAGUCGACGCGGGAUACCAUCGGAGAGAGUAUCGUGAAGAUUCGGUUUUCACGUUGUUUAGCCUGAGAUUUAAUUUAGACAAAAUUCAGAGAUCUUUUGCUCACCUAAAUAAAAAGAACAGUUUUUGUAAAUAUUUAACAAAUUAGUUACAUAUAUAUCUUAAAAUAAGUUUGUUAGACUGUCUAAAUAAUUGUGAAAGAUACUCGAGCAUGAUGAGUAAUGAUGCAAAAAAUUUAGACAUUUUAACUAGCUUAAAUGUCGUACAUAAUUAUUUAUAUGGUCUAACAAAAAUAUUUUCAGAUUUGCUUACAUAGAUAAAUUCUUAGAUUAAUUCGCAAACAGAGAAUUCUCUAGGUUGAUCAAUCAAUACAAAUGUAUUUGUAGAGAUUGCGAGUUCUUGAGUGUCACAGUUCACGAAAAAGAAAAUAUCACUUUUGAGAAAUAUAUUAAAUUCUCUUCAUAAAUUUUAUAUAAAUGGUGAAUAUAAAUGAUGACACUUGGCAAAUUUUGCUUGUAAAACACGAGAGCUGCUAAGCUCAUCAAUCAGUUUCAACAAAAAGUAAAUUGCGACCGGUCGGUUUCGCCUAUAAAAAUUUAUGCAAGAAGUGCGUUGUCAUUAAAACGUGAUUGUGUGUAUGUCUUCGAAUUUAUAUAAAUUAUAAUAAGAAAGGGAAGAAAAAAACAAAUAUAUAAAUAAUAAAAGAAGUAUAAUUCACUUUUUCCGUAAUAGUUAUAUUCUGGAAUGUCUAGGAGAGGCGGUGGGUACGUAAUUCUUCUCAACUCUCUCUCUCUCUCUUUCUAACAUUCGUGAGAUAUAAGAUUCCGUGGAUUCCAAUUAGGGCGGCUAGGUCAUAAAAGUAGCUCAUGGAGAUUUUAUUUCGCUCGUUGGCUCCAUGUCAGAGAAGCUUGCGACACACAUGUGUAGGAGUUUAAAAAUUGAGAUAGGAGUGUUAUCGUUUCGCAUAAAAUUAUCAUCGGUCUUUCCCGAUCGAUCGGCUGUGUCGAAGCGUCGCGCGGAUAAGAAACACGUUGGACCGGCAAUAAUUAUGAUACAGUCAAGCGUCGUGAUGGUCCAUAACGUUCAAGUGCAAUUAAUAAAGGCUAGUCAACUGGUUUCACCAAAAAUGCUAAAUGCUGUAAACCUAUUAUUCAUCGUUCGAAAUCGCGAUUCCGUAACCCGUGAUUUGGACAGAAGAAUUAACGGCUGUUAUGGUGACGAUAUUCGCGCUCAGUCAGAUUUUAUUGGUGACAUUUGCAUACCUCGGCAUAAAAAUCGUCCCGAGGCGCAUAUAUCGCGCCUAAAGUCACCCGAUUGCGUGUGUAUGCGAAACUCUGAAUAUGCAUUGACCAAUGUUUGGAAACAAGUUGCUUUGUUGAACUUCAGCCAGAUUACGUGGAACUCUUCACGAUUAUUAUUCAACGCGAUCGAAUAUUUUAUACGAGUGACAAUCGUGAGGUCAUCGAAUAAUAAUAAUUUAUAGUGGAGUUUUAUUUAUUUUACGGUACAAUGGAUGAAAAUAAUGGAAAUAUUAAUACAUAUAUUAAUAUCUUUUCAUAUUUUAAAUUUGUAUUAUCAUUUAAUUAGCAUCGGGGCGACUCUGCUAAUUAAAUCAAUAUACACGUGGUAAAAAAGAUUUCUGUUCAAAUAUAUGAUCAAGAAACCUGCGAGUUGUGACAAUAUAUAACGUAGAUUUAAAUGUAAAUCUAACGAUUUAUUUGUGCUCGAACAUCUAGUCCUGUGAGAAUUCGCAUUUAAUGUUCUCAUUUUUUUCUUUUUAUUUCAAUGAAUAUUUAUAUAAAAACGUUUCACCGUUCAAACUCGUUCGUAUAAUUCUCUACUUAAUACACUUAAUUUACUUAACACACGUUGUAAUAGGACUAAAUGUUUCUUUUAAUUGGCAGAUUACAGCGUUCUAGGUUGUAUAAAAAUUCGUGCUAACAUAUUUAUUACCAAUGCAAUUAAGAAUAUUCCAAUCUUCCAAUUAAGAAUGUUCUGUAUUACUUAUAUAUAUUCUUAUUAAUUGAUAACUGUUUUUUAAAACUUGUGUAUUAAAUUUGAAUCGGAAAUUUGGGGACAUGUAAGCAUUUUUUCUCACACAAACGUACAUGCUAUAAUUAACUACAGCAUCAUUAAUAUAUAAUUAUUAUUUUUAUAGAACACUGACAGGCGAAAACAAAUUCAUCCCAAUUAUGCGGAAGUUUCGAAGGAUCCCAUAAGACUCGUGUGAUCGAUCACACAAAACGUGGAGAGUCAUCGACGACUCGGAGCUUAUACAUCUUGUGUGAAUUCUUUUUGGCGUUAUUAAAGAAAGAGAAAGAGAGAGAGAGAGAGAGAGAGAGAGAGAGAGAGAGAGAGAGAGAGAGGGGGAGAGACAGAGACAGACGGAGAGGGAGUAUAUUUAACGAUGCACUCGGUCACGUCAUCGAAAGUUUCUCGAUCGAAAGUUACUGCGUAGGCGCAGAAGACGCGCGCUCGCAUGACCAUUAAUAAAGUUGUGCCGUAUCCACGAUAAGGAAUAUCUAUGACGAUCGAGAAAUAUUUUAUCUGUCGAAAUCCGCGCGCACGCGUCUCACUCGUGCAUGCAAGGUAUGAAAAAGGAGGACGUUCCUCGCUUGAGAAAAAACGCAAUUGGUACAUAGGACGGGGGGGGGGGAUUAAUGCAAGUCACCUAAGUUUCCUCGUUGCCAUUUUUCAUGAUUUCUUAUAAUUAAGAAUACGCGCUUCUGCGCGUAUAAAAAGAAUGUUAAUGCCACUUUCCUCCAGUAAAGCCGGGUUCCUCGAUGUAAGACGGAUUGCCAGUUCUACAUCUUCCGGACAAUCGAUGCGGAUGUUAAAAAUUGCGUGUUUAACAUUUAAGCGAACCUUCCAGCCGGUGAAAGCCGGAUCGGUUCGUCCAUAAUAUCGACUCCAAUAAUUUAAAUAACUCAACGAUUCAAAUCAACUGUAUUAAUAUUGAUUUCAAGCUUUUGUUGGUAUCUUUAUGUUUACAUACUAAUAGAGCGAUAACUGCAACACGGCGAACGUCCCGGGCGAUGUUUCAAGCGGAAGAGAAGAAUCGCGGGUGCGCGCACGACUCGAUUUCGAGGAGUCCCCGAGCGGCGAAUUCUCACCCGCGAAACGUGACCAUUAAUAAGACGGCACGUCCAGGGCCCCGGGACACGAUAAGGACCCUCCGCGUGCCGCGGUGCGACCGAUGCGCUGCCGUUAAGAUCCCGUACCUCCCUUUGCCUCCCGCCCCUCCCCGCGCGCGCGCACGCCGGGAAUGUGCAUGGCGCGUCCUUUCGCGCGGACUAAGGUAACUUAUUCUCUGUCUUUGUGGGCGCCCUUUUUGCGCGCUCACUCGUCCGCGGGAUAGGGUUAAGUGGGUGCGACCCCAGGACGCUAAAUAAUAUCGAGCUGUGCCAUCUACCGAGUACGUGGCCGCGCCAUUUUGAAAUAUUACGCCGGACGCUUUAUCAUUCGCGUGUGCGCGCGCGCAAGAAAGACAGAGCGUCUCGUCCUCCCGGCGACGCCGGAUUUAUAGACGUGCGCAGAAGUAGGGCCCGAUGUGAGCCUGCAGGUGAUGGGUAGCGCAGUUGCGACACCAAAGCCGCACCAAAAUGGUAGCUGGGGGGUCAGAAUUUCAUUCACGCGACAAUAAACGUUAUCGAUGAUUACUACCCAGAUAUAUAAUUUCCCGUUUGUGGCUCAAAUCUUGAUCAAAUUUAUAAUAAUGAUCAAAUAUGUAUUAAUAAAAUUGCAGAAAAUUUUUUUACGUUCCUCAAUCAUUGCCAAUAUAAAAAAAAAA
Molecule: messenger RNA, 14803 nt
Organism: Monomorium pharaonis (pharaoh ant)
Lineage: Eukaryota; Metazoa; Arthropoda; Insecta; Hymenoptera; Formicidae
Exons: 4
Coding region: 1104-2411 (435 amino acids)
Biological process (GO): regulation of DNA-templated transcription
Molecular function (GO): DNA-binding transcription factor activity; zinc ion binding; sequence-specific DNA binding
Source: RefSeq, a predicted model, not a curated record